UUUUCAUGUUCAACCUGCAAAUACUUGCCAAGGAGAAAAAAGAUUAUUAAAUUUGUUUGUUUUUCACUUUUUCUUGAUUAUAUAUAUAUAUAACUAUUGUAACUUGUAAAUUAUACUCCAAAUCUUUAACUCUUCCUCUUUUAUAAAAUACAUUCUGUGGGCCUGUGCCCUGCUGCAGUAGUAUUCCACCUCUGCACUUUCAUGGCUACCUUACUCAUUCUUUGAGAAAAACUCAGAUCCUGAACUUACUAGUUGUAUUCAAAGAUGGGUUCUCAGAUUUGGCUAAGAGGGUUGUGUUUUUGGGUGUGCAUCUUUACCUGCAGCUUCGUUUCUGUGAGUUCGCAAACCGUAGCUGGAGAUGGUAGUGUAGAAGGGACUGUUUUUAUAGAUGGGAAAACUUCCAUUGGAAAGAUUGAUGAAGAUUUCAUUUGUGCUACUUUGGAUUGGUGGCCUCCUGAGAAAUGUGACUAUGGGACUUGCAGCUGGGACCAUGCUUCUCUCAUUAAUCUGGAUCUUAGCAACAAUAUUUUGUUAAAUGCCAUAAAAGCUUUUUCACCAUUGAAGAUCAGAUUGGGAGGUUCUUUGCAAGACAAGGUCAUAUAUGACACCGAUGAUAAUAAGGAACCCUGCAAGCAAUUUGUUAAAAAUACCACUGAGAUGUUUGGUUUCACCCAGGGAUGCUUGCCUAUGCAUAGAUGGGACGAAUUAAAUGCCUUUUUCAAGAAAUCAGGGGCUAAAAUUAUAUUUGGAUUAAAUGCUCUCCCUGGGCGGUCCAUACAUUCUGAUGGUUCUGCAACAGGAGCUUGGAACUAUACCAAUGCUAAAUCUUUUAUAAGUUAUACUGUCAAAAAGAACUAUUCUAUUCAUGGUUGGGAGCUUGGAAAUGAAUUGAGUGGGAAAGGAGUUGGAGCAAGAAUAGCAGCAAACCAAUAUGCUGCUGACACGAUUUCCCUGUAUAAGAUAGUGCAACAUAUUUACAAUGAAACUGAAACUAAGCCUCUAAUUAUAGCACCUGGAGGAUUGUUUGAUGCAAAUUGGUUCAAAGAAUUCAUAGAUAAAACAGGAAAUUCAGUAGAUGUGAUCACCCAUCAUAUAUACAAUCUCGGUCCAGGAUCUGAUGAACAUCUUGUUGAAAAGAUUCUUAAUCCGUCUUAUCUUGAUGGUGAGGCUAAUACUUUCAGAGGCCUCCAAAAUAUCCUCAAGAGUUCUGCAACAUCAGCAACCGCCUGGGUUGGUGAGGCAGGAGGGGCUUACAACAGUGGCAGGAACCAUGUAUCCAAUGCUUUUGUUUAUAGUUUUUGGUACCUGGAUCAGCUUGGUAUGGCAUCAGCUUAUGAUACAAAAACAUACUGCAGGCAGUCUUUGAUCGGCGGAAAUUAUGGUCUACUCAAUACAACUACUUUUGUGCCAAAUCCAGACUACUACAGUGCUAUUCUUUGGAACCGAUUGAUGGGUAGUAAUGUUAUAUCGACGUACUUUACUGGGACAAAAAAGAUACGUGCUUAUGCUCUGUGUGCAAAAGAAUCAAAGGGAAUCACAUUACUGCUAAUCAACCUAGACAACAGCACAACUGGAAGCAAGGUCGCAUUAUUUAACAGGACAUUGCAUCAUCAAAAAAAGCAUAAUAGAUGGAAAUUUCUCAAGAGAGGAAUACAAGGUUCUGAAAGUAACACAAGAGAGGACUACCAUCUAACAGCAAAAGAUGGAAAUUUACAAAUCCAAACUAUGCUACUUAAUGGGAACAUUUUAACUGUAAAUUCAGCUGGGGACAUACCUGUUCUAAAUGUAAAUUUAGCAAAGCCAAUAAUGGUUGCACCUUUCUCUGUUGUAUUUGCACACUUUCCAUAUGUUGUCCCUGCUUGCAGCUAAGUAGUACUAGGUGGAACCGCAACUGGUUCCUUAUAAUGAUUGAUCAAAUAGGAGAUAGAAUACAUGCAAAUGUCACAUUAUUUUUUCUUGAUGAAGAAUAUUGUACAAGUCAUUAUAUGAACUAGUCAUACAUAUAUUUACAAAUAUAAUUCACUCCUUUGUAGUA
Hevea brasiliensis (rubber tree) is the source of this 2035-nucleotide messenger RNA. Its product is annotated as heparanase-like protein 3. NCBI's taxonomy places the organism in Eukaryota, Viridiplantae, Streptophyta, Magnoliopsida, Malpighiales, Euphorbiaceae. Gene Ontology annotation, cellular component: plant-type cell wall; membrane. The record is from RefSeq and is a predicted model, not a curated record. Gene Ontology annotation, molecular function: beta-glucuronidase activity.